UACGAUCCCAGUCCCAAUGUGAAAAGAACGAUUUACGUGAUCGUAAACCAGACUCCUGUACUAGCAUCGAAACAGCUUGCACGCGGCAGUUCUUCGAUUUUUGUUUGCAAAUCACAAAAUGUCGGCUAUUGAAAGGUCUCUUCGGUCAGUGUUUGUUGGCAACAUCCCUUACGAUGCGACAGAAGAGAAACUCAAGGAUAUCUUCUCGGAAGUCGGACCAGUCAUCAGCUUUCGUCUGGUCUAUGACCGCGAGUCUGGCAAACCCAAGGGCUAUGGUUUCUGCGAGUAUAAGGACCAAGAGACCGCCCUCAGCGCUAUGCGCAACCUGAAUGGUUACGAGCUAAACGGGCGAGCACUAAGAGUGGACAAUGCAGCGAGCGAGAAAAACAAGGAGGAACUGAAAAAUUUGGUCCCUGCAGCACCAGCUAGCGACUCGCCGUUUGGAGAUGCGGUUCCGCCUCACGAAGCACCUGAAGCAAUCUCCAAAGCAGUGGCCAGCUUGCCUCCCGAACAGAUGUUUGAACUCAUGAAACAGAUGAAGCUGGUGAUUCAGAACAACCCUGUGGAGGCCAGGAACAUGCUACUGCAGAACCCUCAGCUUGCGUACGCGUUGCUCCAAGCCCAGGUGGUUAUGCGUAUCGUCAGUCCAGAAAUUGCAGUGACCCUCCUUCAUAAGCAACUCAACACUCCACAAACCCUCCUGCCACCAGAGAUGCCGCAGCCAGUCAUGGCACAACAGCAACAGCAGCAACAACAGAUGUCUCAACCGAUGCAGCAGCAAUCGCAGCAGCAGCAGACGAUGCUAGGAGGGCAGGGUCCAGGUAUGGGCAUGCUAGCUGGCAUGCAGGGUGGGGCCGGGCCACGCCCUGAGAUGACACAACGACAACAGGGACCGGGGAUGAUGCGUCCAAUGCAGGGCCCAAAUCCUAUGGACAGAGGACCAAUGGACGGCCGAGGUCCCAUGAUGCAACAGGGCCCGCAAGGACCAAUGGGAAUGGACCGUAUGGAAACAGAGCAUAUGGGCCAGCGCGGCAUGCCGUUAGGUCAAGACCAACGCGGACCGUUUGACCAUCGCAAUCAGAUGGAUCCUCGUGGUCCGGCACCAGACAUCAGAGGUCAACCUGACCCAAGGUCACAUGAUCCGAGGUCACUUGACCCUAGACGACCUGACAUGAGAGGUCAGGAGGUCCGGGGCUUUGACGGUCGUAGUGACCCGAGAGCUCAACCUAUGAUGGGUGUUGACCCUAGGGUCUUGGAGAGAGGAAUGCCGGGUGGGCCUCAGGGUGGACCCAGUGGGCCAGGCGGUCCAGGUGGCCCAGGAUUUACCAAUGCACAACCCACACAACAAGAGCAAGACAAGGCGGCUCUGAUCAUGCAAGUGCUUCAGCUGUCCCCAGAACAGAUCAACCUACUCCCGCCAGAGCAGAAAGCUAGCAUCAUGUUCCUGAAAGACCAGAUUGCACGUAGUCAGGGACAGAUCCCAUAAAGAGAAAGUAAAUAAGGGCAGUAACGUGGAGUUGGUAAGCACAGAAAGCUGCUCAGUGUAAGAAUAGUUUGCUUAUUGGCUGGUAUCCCGUUUUAAGAUUGCCAGCCAGUGAUGUGUAUUUCUUGUAACUGGUGCCCUGCGACCGUCGCUAAGCAGUAUUUUGCCAUUAGUAGUUCCAUGAAAUUGGCUCCUAGAAGUGGGAGUUUAGGUACUAGACCACGUCAGUUUUGUUACAUUUUAAUGUUUGAAACGUUAAUACUAUUCCGAUUUUGCCGGUAUAGUGUGAAAUUUGGACUAAUUGAUUGUAUUGCACAUGUCUAAGUGGAGAUAAUUAGGGAAGUGACAGGUCACGUUUGUCCAUAUAAGGUAAAAGAUAACAGAUUUCUUAGAGUCCAAAUUUUCGAUGACACUGGGUCUCCAACCAGUCUGCUCCCCCCUCUGUCACAACCUGCCCCGCCCACGCCUACAGCCCACUCCAACCCAGAUAUCAAAACACAAUGUUUUCUAUCAUGCAGUGUGGCAUCUCAACUUUAGCAAUGUGUUCGGGUCAGCAAAAUACAUUUCUUUUAUCUCGGAUGAAAUGAUGUCAUUUUAUGUCGCUCAGACUUCAAGUUGUCCAGAAACGUUCAUUGUUCACAUUCCACCUGCGACAGUUAAUAGGUUGUAAUUAUUUGGAAUGCAAAUCACUACCCCUUUGAAGUCUUAAAAUCAAGUGCUGCUAGUUCCUCCAAGUACCCACAAUAUUAUUUUGGAUAAUUUUUGAAGGAAAAAAAUCAAGAACUUUUCUCUACACAUAACUGACCUUCUGUAUUCAUUGCGCUUUUUUUAUUUUGGGGGAAAACGGCACCAAAUAAACACAUCAUUAUUGAA
Molecule: messenger RNA, 2356 nt
Organism: Patiria miniata (bat star)
Lineage: Eukaryota; Metazoa; Echinodermata; Asteroidea; Valvatida; Asterinidae
Product: cleavage stimulation factor subunit 2-like
Exons: 10
Coding region: 119-1486 (455 amino acids)
Biological process (GO): mRNA 3'-end processing
Cellular component (GO): mRNA cleavage and polyadenylation specificity factor complex
Molecular function (GO): mRNA binding
Source: RefSeq, a predicted model, not a curated record